Messenger RNA from Plutella xylostella (diamondback moth), 1459 nucleotides. The record is from RefSeq and is a predicted model, not a curated record. NCBI's taxonomy places the organism in Eukaryota, Metazoa, Arthropoda, Insecta, Lepidoptera, Plutellidae.
AGAGAGUGAUUUUCAAGCUGAGAUUUACCCAUAUUUUAAAGUUUGUUGAUAUAAUGCAAUAAUACAUAAUAUCAAAAAAUCAGCUUAGCCCAAAAAAUCAUGAAGGUGACCAAGUUGGAAUAUGAAGCCUACGAGCCGAUGGCACUGAAGGCUUUGAAAUCAAUAUGUGAAGAAAUAAGAGGAAAAUGGAGCAGUGUGCAUGGCAUUGCCAUCUAUCACAGGCUCGGCAUAGUUCCCGCGCGGGAGGCGUCAGUGGUCAUCGCCAUCAGCAGCCCGCACCGGCAGGAGUCGCUGGCGGCGGUCGCGCACUGCAUCGACACCCUCAAGGCCUCCGUGGCCAUCUGGAAGAAGGAGGUCUACUCCGACCAGCCGGCCGUGUGGAAGGAGAACAAGGAAUGUGACACCUCAGAAUCCAAGCCGAAACAAGCUCGAAUAAAGACAGAGCCAUCUGGUGACGGAAGAGCGGAACCAAGAAUAGAGAAAGAAACCAUAGACAAGAGUCUGAUUCAGAUCACCGUGUCCAAUGAGGAGCUACAGAAAAGGAUACAGAACUUUAUCGAGAGGAAACGAGAACAGGUGAACAUCAGCAACAUCCUGGACUUCACCCCCGCCCCCGUGCCCGGGACCACCCCCGCAGCCCCCGCCGCCCCCGGAGACCCCGCCGAGGAGGGGUGUGCAAGAGUGCGCUCCGUGCUGAUGCGGCGGAAGGACUGCAAGGGACAUCUCAAGAUCCACAAAGUCCACAACGAGUGGGGCCCCCAAAUCUCCCGGCCGCCCCUCCCCACCCCACCCAGACUAGACACCGACCCCUCCCUCCCCCCCGGCAUAGCGCCGCGGGUGCUGGCGCUGGAGCGGCGCCUGCAGCUGGCGCCGGUGGGCCGGGACGUGUACCGGCGGCUGAAGGAGCUGGAGGACCGCCUGGCCGCGCUGCAGGCGCUGGCGCCCGAGUACGCCAUGUUCUGGGGGCGAGGCCGGGACGUGUACCAGGACGACAUUAAGAACGAGGCGGCCAUCGACUACACGUUCACGGCUGACGACAUCAACAGGAAGAUAGAGCAGCUGGAGAGAGAGGGAAAUGUUUAGAGAGAGAUGCAGAGGGUUCACUUUAGCUUCACCAAAAACGAACAAACGUGAGCUGUCACGUAAUCGGUACUUUUAUUGUAAAGAUAUAGAGUUGUGGUUAGCGCAGCACCAGUUUGGAACUUAGUUUUUCGUAGGAUAAAGUGACUCCGCUUUGCACCAUGAAAAGAUAAAGAUACUUUUUGCUUCAGAAGCACAGUUGUCCUUCAUUUGAGUACCGCUGAACCACUAGAUUUCAUAUUAAUUAGGUAUUUCCUAUUGAAAAGUUGUAAACAUAUAAAUACAGCGAACGAAAAAGAGCUUUGUGGUAUAAAUUACCUAACUACAUUAAGUUUUUGUAUUGUAAAUAAAAUGAAUUAAUCUAAGUAGGUAUGUAAUC